AUGGAAGAGGCCGAGGCUACCCUGUUCCUCGAAUCUCUGCUUGGAAAGACCCUCAAUGUCACAGUCCUAGACGGGCGAAUAUUUUCAGGAUUAUUUCGAUGUACCGACGGCGAUAGCAAUAUCAUCCUUUCAAACUCGUUCGAGUACAGGAUGCCAUCCAAAGCUGCAGCAAAAGUCGCAAUCGAGAAAUUGAAGACCACCGGACAGUCCAGCAGAGUAGACAUGACGUCGCGAUUUGUGGGCCUCAUAGUCAUUCCAGGCAAGCAGAUUGCAAAGGUGGAAGUCGAGGAGAAGAGAGAAUGGCCCAGGAAUCAGUCGCUAUCGAUCCGCACGAAAUCAUGA
Molecule: messenger RNA, 342 nt
Organism: Cladophialophora psammophila CBS 110553
Lineage: Eukaryota; Fungi; Ascomycota; Eurotiomycetes; Chaetothyriales; Herpotrichiellaceae
Exons: 1
Coding region: 1-342 (113 amino acids)
Cellular component (GO): NatC complex
Molecular function (GO): RNA binding
Source: RefSeq, a predicted model, not a curated record